CCUUCUACGGUACGUACCGGAACUUGUAUUUACUUCGUCCUCUUCCCAUGCAGAUUUGACGAAGCAUCAUCUGCUACUACCACAUCUACCAAUAUCAAUAGGCAUUACUAGUUGGUCGAAGAGAAGUUAAAUCAACUUUUCUAUAAACGACAUACCUUUUGGGAAAGAGGAGAUCAGAUUGCCGCAAUCGACAUUUUUCUUGAGUCUUGACUUUGCGCUUCCACCACCAACUACCGGUUUGAACUCGAGAAGUUGAAGGAAUCAAAGCAUCCACUUCACGCGGCGUACGAUACCAUCGAAAUAAACAAUCAUGCCGGACUCGGCACGGCCAACAAGAAAAAAUGGACUCUCCCCGCCGUACACCCCUGCCCAAAUAUCCACUUGGGUUCUCCUGCCCUUUCUGGUUCUGGGAUUCCUCUUCUUUGUGUCACCCAUCCUGCCACUAGCGGCGUCGAUUCCUUGUACAAUCCUCUUUGUCCUCUCUGCAAUCGCCUCUAUAUAUCAUGGAUACAUGGCAAUGUAUAUUGAUCCAUCCGAUCCACGGCUCUUAAAUGCCAAUCAUAGCAACAAUCAGAACCAAAGCGGAAGAGGAAACGGAGCUUGUGAAAACUGUUAUGUCGAUCCCGAAGAACCGACCAAACAAUGCUGGAUAUGCGAUGUUCAAGUUGGAGAAAAAUCAAUGCACUGCAAAUUUUGCAACAAAUGUGUAGAUCAUUUUGAUCACCAUUGCAUGUGUACGUACUGCGCUGUAUUUGACUGCUCGCCAACUUCCAACUGUAAUGCUGAGACAACAGCUCCGAAAUCAAAAUGUGGUUGCAUCAUUUUUUCCCGUAUCCAGUUGGUUCGAUUAUUGAUUCGCUAAAACGCUGGAUUCAUUCGUUCAACUUCUCUCUCAUAUAGGGCUGAAUACAUGUGUCGGCAAAGCCAACUAUUCCUACUUUUUCAGAACCAUGGUUUGCAUCCUCAUAAUGUUGCUUAUUCAAGCUAUCAUCCAAGUUUUUUUGAUUGUUGCUAUUUACGUAGGAAUUGGGGAAGUUAAACGAAGAGCGUUAGAAUGGUUUUCUGUGAAUACAACAACACCGGUGGUAGUGGGCAUGGGAAUUUUCUUGCUUUUUGAUUUAGUGUCCAUAUCAUUGAUAGGACAGUUAUUGAUAUUUCAUUUGAAACUUCAAAAAGAAGGCAUAACGACGUACCAGUUCAUAGUGCGAGACAACAAAAAUCGACGCGAACGAACCAAAAAAGAAUCCGACCUUAAACUUCGACGGAAAAGUGCAAUCGAAAGGGCAAAGGAGGAGGGGAAUAAAUGCCUUUUGUUUCGACUCGAGAAUGGAGGUUUUUUGCGUGAAAAGUGCGGCUUGUCCUGUUUCGACCCUCUGUCGCUAGACGAAGAGACUACGGAAAAUAACAAUAGCACAGACGCGAAUGCUCAAAGUAAUGGUGCGCCAUAUUAAUACCUCAUUAUUCAGGGGAUGAAUGAAAUGAAAGAAUUAAUUGCAACAUGGAAUAAAUCAUUGAACCAAUCUAUUGGAUUUUGACGAAAAAAAAAAAACUGCCCUUUGCAUGCUCUAUAACGCUCACUGUGUGAAUAAUAUAUUCUUCCUAAA
Molecule: messenger RNA, 1604 nt
Organism: Pseudo-nitzschia multistriata
Lineage: Eukaryota; Bacillariophyta; Bacillariophyceae; Bacillariales; Bacillariaceae
Source: the annotation of a GenBank genome assembly